Messenger RNA from Colletotrichum karsti, 1947 nucleotides. Its product is annotated as mitochondrial hsp70 chaperone. Gene Ontology annotation, cellular component: mitochondrion; cytoplasm. Gene Ontology annotation, molecular function: heat shock protein binding; ATP-dependent protein folding chaperone; ATP binding. The coding region runs from base 1 to 1947 and encodes 648 amino acids. Gene Ontology annotation, biological process: cellular response to unfolded protein; protein refolding. The record is from RefSeq and is a predicted model, not a curated record. Lineage: Eukaryota; Fungi; Ascomycota; Sordariomycetes; Glomerellales; Glomerellaceae. The transcript has 4 exons.
AUGAUGUCUGCACGCUUUUCCAGAGCUCUCCCCAGAGCUGCCAGCUCAGUAGCCCGCUCUGCAGCCUUCGCCCGCCAGCCUUUUGGUUCCAAGUUCGCUCGCUAUGAGUCGACUGCUUCAGAGGGAAAGGUGCAGGGCGCCGUGAUCGGUAUCGAUCUGGGUACCACCAACUCCGCUGUCGCCAUUAUGGAGGGCAAGACUCCCAAGAUUAUCGAGAACUCUGAGGGUGCCCGCACAACGCCCUCUGUUGUUGGUUUCGCGCAGGAUGGCGAGCGUCUUGUCGGUGUCGCCGCCAAGCGCCAGGCCGUCGUUAACCCUGAGAACACCCUCUUCGCCACCAAGCGUCUCAUCGGUCGCAAGUUCACCGAUGCUGAGGUCCAGAGAGAUAUCAAGGAGAUUGGUGGUUUCGUCCUCAACAAGAUGAAGGAGACCGCUGAGGCCUACCUCUCCAAGCCCGUCAAGAACGCCGUCGUCACCGUCCCUGCCUACUUCAACGACUCCCAGCGUCAGGCUACCAAGGAUGCUGGUCAGAUCGCCGGCCUGAACGUCCUCCGUGUUGUCAACGAGCCCACCGCCGCCGCUCUGGCCUACGGCUUGGAGAAGCAGAACGACAGCGUCAUCGCUGUCUACGAUCUUGGCGGUGGUACUUUCGAUAUCUCCGUUCUUGAGAUCCAGAACGGUGUCUUCGAGGUCAAGUCCACCAACGGUGACACCCACUUGGGUGGUGAGGACUUCGAUAUCCACCUCGUCCGCCACCUCGUCCAGCAGUUCAAGAAGGACUCCAACAUCGACCUGUCCAACGACCGCAUGGCCAUCCAGAGAAUCCGUGAGGCCGCCGAGAAGGCCAAGAUCGAGCUCUCCUCCUCCCUCUCCACCGACAUCAACCUGCCCUUCAUCACCGCCGACGCCUCUGGCCCCAAGCACAUCAACCAGAAGCUCACCCGUGCUCAGCUGGAGAAGAUGGUCGACCCCCUCAUCACCCGCACCAUUGACCCCGUUCGCAAGGCCCUCAAGGACGCCAACCUCCAGGCCAAGGACAUCCAGGAGGUCAUCCUCGUUGGUGGUAUGACUCGCAUGCCCAAGGUUUCCGAGUCCGUCAAGAGCAUCUUCGGCCGUGACCCCGCCAAGUCUGUCAACCCCGACGAGGCUGUCGCCAUUGGUGCCGCCAUCCAGGGUGCCGUUCUCUCUGGUGAGGUCAAGGACCUUCUGCUGCUCGAUGUCACUCCCCUGUCUCUCGGUAUCGAGACCCUCGGCGGUGUCUUCACCCGCCUGAUCAACCGCAACACCACCAUCCCCACCAAGAAGUCCCAGACCUUCUCCACUGCUGCCGACUUCCAGACCGCUGUCGAGAUCAAGGUCUACCAGGGUGAGCGUGAGCUCGUCCGUGACAACAAGCUCCUCGGCAACUUCCAGCUCGUCGGUAUCCCCCCUGCCCACCGUGGUGUUCCUCAGAUCGAGGUCACCUUCGACAUCGACGCCGACUCCAUUGUCCACGUCCACGCCAAGGACAAGUCCACCAACAAGGACCAGUCCAUCACCAUUGCCUCCGGCUCUGGUCUGUCUGACUCUGAGAUCCAGCAGAUGGUUGAGGACUCUGAGAAGUACGCCGAGGCCGACAAGGAGCGCAAGGGCUCCAUCGAGGCUGCCAACCGCGCCGACAGCGUCCUGAACGACACCGAGCGUGCCCUCAACGAGUACGCCGAGAAGCUCGACAAGACCGAGGCUGACGGCAUCCGUGAGAAGAUCGCCUCCCUCCGCGAGUUCGUCUCCAAGAGCUUGGCUGGCGAGGGCAACGCCACCGCCACCGAGAUCAAGGAGAAGACCGACGAGCUCCAGGUUGCCAGCUUGAACCUCUUCGACAAGAUGCACAAGGCCCGUGCCGAGGCUGGCGAGCAGCCCGCCCAGGACGCCAACGCCUCCGAGAACAAGGACGAGAAGAAGCCUUAA